This is a messenger RNA of Bradysia coprophila, 611 nucleotides long. RefSeq names its product transcription factor 15. Gene Ontology annotation, biological process: regulation of transcription by RNA polymerase II; developmental process. The record is from RefSeq and is a predicted model, not a curated record. Gene Ontology annotation, molecular function: DNA-binding transcription factor activity, RNA polymerase II-specific; protein dimerization activity; RNA polymerase II transcription regulatory region sequence-specific DNA binding. NCBI's taxonomy places the organism in Eukaryota, Metazoa, Arthropoda, Insecta, Diptera, Sciaridae.
UUUAGUAUUUUACAGUAAUUUUGAUGAUGAAGACGUAACUCUCAGACAUUUAUUGUGUGCAUAGUGAAUUUGCGUAGUUUUUUUUUUUUUAUUUUUUUAAAUCAAAAAUAUUUUGGUAAACGUCUUUUUUGAUGUGAUAUUCAAUUGAAAUUGAGACACCGAAUACUAAUAGUGAUCGCAUAAAAUAUAAUCUGCAGCAAUGAGUGCUGAUUUUAUGAAAAAAUUCCAAACAAUGAAUCCGGAUCACAUCGAUUUUCCGAAACAGAGACAUCAAGCAAAUGCUAGAGAGAGCGUCAACUCAGCUUUUAGUAAAUUACGACAUCUUAUACCAACAGAACCGAUUGACAGAAAGUUAUCCAAAAUCGAAACAUUACGCCUUGCACAAAGCUACAUUGAUCAUUUAGCUGCUGUCCUAAUAACGGGAAACCCAAAUCAACCCUGCUCAAACAUUUUUCAUGGUGACUAUGAGAAGGUGAAUCAUUUCCAGAAUCGAUCAAAUAUCUGUACGUUUUGUGUGUGGCAACGAAAAUUGAAUCCGAAAUAGUUAAAUUGAAGUUGAAUGUACAUGUAAGUGACAGAAAAAAAAAAUUAAUAAAAAAAAAUUGAAAUUA